GGGGAAACGUGGUGAAUCUGGACAUAUUGGGAAAGCAGGACCACAGGGUCCUAUGGGGAUCACUGGAGCUCUAGGAUUCCCAGGUGGUCCAGGUAUAAAGGGGCAACCAGGGCCCCCCAGGAGCACGAGGGACAGGGGGGCCAGCAAGGACCAAGAGGGGAGGCCGGACGCGUGGGAUUGGCUGGAGCUAUGGGAAUUCAGGGUCCAACAGGAACAGAGGGAGCUGCCGGAGCCAAAGGACCAUCCGGAGCUCCAGGUAUCCAGGGUCUGACUGGACUGCUUGGCCCCGCGGGGCCCCCCGGACCACAGGGAACCACUGGACUGCCCGGGCCUAAGGGCCAACUGGGUGAUUUAGGCAUUCCCGGAUUCAAAGGAGAGGCUGGAUUCAAAGGAGAAUCUGGUGCACCUGGUGAUCAUGGAACGCUGGGUCCCAUGGGAGAGGAGGGGAGGAGGGGAGAACGGGGUGACGCCGGGACUUCAGGUGCCACUGGACCCAAUGGAGAGAGAGGUGCUCCUGGCAGUAGAGGUUUUCCUGGUCAGGAUGGGUUACCUGGUCAAAAGGGUGCCCAAGGUGAGCGAGGACUGGGUGGGUCAUCUGGUGCCAAAGGUGCCGAUGGUGACCCAGGACGCACUGGAGAGCCAGGUCUUCCAGGGGCACGGGGUCUGUCGGGUCUUCUCGGCUCCCAGGGUCCUGAGGGACACCAAGGACCAAUGGGAGGAGGAGGAGAGGAUGGGGGACCAGGUCCAGCAGGGUCUGCUGGUACCAGAGGUCCAGCUGGAACCAUGGGUGUAGUUGGACCAAAAGGCUUUACUGGAGACCCUGGUAAGACAGGAGAAGUGGGGACCCCAGGUGUUGCAGGACAGAGGGUAAGGGUUAAUGGGAAAGCUGGAGAGAUGGGCGCUGGUGGCACUGCUGGUCCAGCAGGAGUUGCAGGGAAGAGAGGAGAGCAAGGACCUCCUGGUAUGAAUGGCUUCCAGGGUCUACCUGGAUCUGCUGGUCCACCUGGAGAGUCUGGGAAACCUGGUGCUGAGGGUAUCGCUGGAGAGGGAGGGGCUGCUGGUCUCACAGGGCCAAGGGGUGAGCGUGGCAUCCCAGGAGAGAGAGGUGAUGUGGGAACUAACGGACUACCGGGGCCCAAAGGUAUUUCAGGGGGGCCAGGACCAGAGGGACCAAAGGGUGGGUCUGGAACUAAAGGAACCGUUGGGGACAUAGGAGCUGCAGGCCUGCAGGGGAUGCCAGGGGAGAGGGGUGUCCCUGGUUCUCCUGGUCCUAAAGGAGAUGUGGGUUCAGUUGGUGAGAAAGGAACCGAGGGUACUGCUGGAAACGACGGGCCCGGGGGACUUCCUGGUCCAGUUGGACCAACAGGAGGCAUUGGGCUCAAUGGUGACAAGGGAGAGGCCGGCCCUAAAGGGACCCCUGGACAUCGAGGAGCGAGAGCAGUGGCCGGAGCUUCUGGGGAGCCUGGUCCAACCGGUGCAGUAGGAUUCCCUGGGUCUCCUGGUCCCGAUGGGCAACCUGGGGUCAAAGGUGAACCAGGAGAGAGGGGUCAGAAGGGUGAGGCUGGAGCACAGGGACUCCAAGGAACAGCUGGUAAACUUGGUUCCCAGGGUCCUGCUGGUGUGACUGGACUAAAGGGGGCCAGAGGAACACAAGGGGCCGCGGGUGGGUCUGGUUUCCCAGGAUUCCCUGGGGAGUUGGGGGCGCCUGGAGACAUUGGUACCCCAGGGAAGGCAGGUACUCCUGGACUUAGAGGCGAGAAUGGAGGCCCUGGGCGUGUAGGAGAGAGAGGGGCCCCGGGCCCAGCAGGUGCCCCAGGAGACAAGGGAGAGCCUGGAGAGGAUGGACCAGGGGGCCCUGAUGGGCCGGCGGGACCAGCAGGCAUCUCAGGACAGCGAGGUGUUGUGGGCAUACCUGGAGUCAGAGGAGAGAGCGGGAUGGUUGGGCCCCCCGGUACUGCUGGUGCACCCGGAAAAUCAGGUGCCCCCGGAAGUCGGGGAGGCAAGGGCGCUGUCGGUGCAGUCGGGUUACCAGGGGCAACCGGACCAGGAGGGGACCCUGGUCUUACGGGUAAUGCUGGGUCUGAUGGGGUACAUGGCAAGGAUGGACUUAUAGGAGCCAGGGGAGAUAGAGGGAAUCCUGGUCCUGAAGGUCUUGCUGGAACUCCGGGGCUUCAUGGCUCUGUUGGGCCAGUUGGCACCUCUGGUGUCCCUGGGAAGAGAGGAAACAAUGGUGCUAGAGGGCCUCCAGGACCCCAGGGACAAUCAGGGAUCCGGGGGACGCUGGGGCCUCAAGGGCCACAGGGAGACAGGGGAGCCAAAGGAGACCAAGGAGAGAGAGGGCAGAAAGGCCACAGAGGCUUCACUGGAUUGCAAGGCUUACCUGGGACAACUGGAGAAUCUGGGGAUGUUGGAGCUGGAGGAAUUGUAGGACCUACUGGACAGAGAGGGCCCCCUGGUGUGGUUGGCCCCGCAGGAGGUGAUGGACAAAUUGGGCUGACCGGGCCCAUGGGCUCCCCUGGAUCAAGAGGAACCAGUGGAGACAUCGGACCUCAGGGGCCUCCUGGGGAUGCUGGUCCCCCUGGUCCCCCAGGGACCCCUGGCCCUCCCACUGCUGGGGCUGAUAUGUUCGGCUUCAGCAGCUCCUUCGACUACGACUUCGGCGAGGACCAGGAUGGACCACCUCCACCCCCAGAGUUUAACGGGGAUGAAUCAGCCCCCCUCAACCCCCUCAGUUCAACGAGGAUGAGGCGCGUCCCAAUAAUGCCUCGACCGUCCUCGGGGCAGACCAGGGCAAUCCAGACCACGCUGAAGAGCCUCAGUGGAAACCUGCAGAACAUGAAGUGCCCCGAUGGCAGCCAGGCCAACCCCGCCAAAACCUGCCAGGACAUCAAGCAGUGCCACCCCCUUAAAAAGACCGGAGACUACUGGCUGGACCCCAACCAGGGCAGUACCAAGGAUGUUAUCAAGGUGUUCUGCAACAUGGAGACUGGUGAGACCUGCAUCUCAGCCCACCCCAUCUCAGCCAGCAUCCCUCGCAAAACAUGGUGGACCAAAUCCACUCCCACUGCCAGCAAACCUGUCUGGUUUGGAGCAAAUAUGAAUGGAGGAACUAAAUUUAGCUACGGCAACAAGGAGGAGCUGCCCAACGCCGUAACCAUUCAGAUUAGGCUGAUCCGCCUGCUUUCUAAGGAGGGUGUCCAGAAUGUCACCUACCACUGCAAGAACAGCGUGGCCGUGAAUGACGGAGCCACAGGCAACCUGAAGAAGGCUCUGAUCCUCAAGGGCUCCAACGGACAGGAGGUCAAGGUUCAGGGCAACUCCCGCCUCAGAUACACUGUCCUGGAGGAUGGCUGCUCCAAAUCAAAUGGAGACUGGGGCAAGACUGUGAUUGAGUACAGAACUCAGACGCCAGCCAGACUACCUAUCGUAGACUUGGCCCCCAUGGACAUAGGCAAGGAGGACCAGGAGUUUGGCCUGGACAUCGGACCUGUGUGUUUCUCCUAAACCCAACACACAUGGAUGGAUGGAUUUAUUUAACCCUACGAGGAGUGAAUUUUUUAGAACGCCAUCCUCAAUUCUGUUUAAAGAGGCAAUCUGGAUUUCAAACAACAAAAAAGCACUCACUUUUUAGUUACAUUCUUCAAGAAUCAAUGGCUAUAUAUCACUCAUUUAAAAGAUUGCCCCUUCAAGAAUUAGGUUUCAGUUCAAUAACUAGUAAUGAACAACAACCCCUUGUGAUGUCAUCAAUUAGAAUCGGUUGGAAUGUUGUCGUCCAUUCUCCUCCAAAGGGUUAAACAUUCCCAAGACUCUUGGACUACCUGCUGAAGCAAUCAGCUUUGUACAUAAAGGUAGGGCGGAGAAACUACAGUACAGUAUAUGUCCUGCCUGCUACUAAAAUAUUUAUUGCUUCUUUCCAAGAAACAACUAAAGUUGUUAGUGCAAUGGUACUGGUAGUAAUUACUAUUGAGGAAUGCAGGUGAAUUGUAUUAAGAAGAUUGUGUCAUAAUGGAGUUUCAGGGCCUGAAGGUUUAAGCUUGUUGAAAACAUGACAAUUUAUGGAACUUAAGUGUCAGUGUCGUAUGACAUUCCAUCAUACAUUUCUUUACCAGUUUCUCAGUGAAUGCCACUAAAUAGAUAUACUGUCACUUGAUGUAGAGACAAAACAACAACAAUUGUAUUACUUUUUCUAAUGUAAAUUCAACAUAAGAAUGUCAAUUGCUCUUCACAUGUUUAUUAUUCCUGUUAAUUAUUGAUAUUAUGAUAUUUUCUUCUUUCGACUGAUGGUGUUACACCCAAUAAAAUGAAUCUCAUGCCCUUUUCA
Molecule: messenger RNA, 4321 nt
Organism: Salmo salar (Atlantic salmon)
Lineage: Eukaryota; Metazoa; Chordata; Actinopteri; Salmoniformes; Salmonidae
Source: RefSeq, a predicted model, not a curated record